Messenger RNA from Opisthorchis viverrini, 555 nucleotides. RefSeq lists its product as hypothetical. NCBI's taxonomy places the organism in Eukaryota, Metazoa, Platyhelminthes, Trematoda, Opisthorchiida, Opisthorchiidae. The annotation marks the transcript as partial. The transcript is spliced from 3 exons. Gene Ontology annotation, biological process: proteolysis. The record is from RefSeq and is a predicted model, not a curated record. Gene Ontology annotation, molecular function: aspartic-type endopeptidase activity.
CUGGGGCGAUUCACGAUUCGAGACUUUGUAUUUGGUGCAGCGGAAGAAAUCAGAGGUUACCCAGUACAAGAUACGUUCGAUGGUAUGCUCGGAAUGGCUCCAGUAACUACGCACGAAGGGGUAGAUCACACGAUUCUCGAUGGUCUUUUCCAACUGAGCCUUAUUCAACAUCGGGAAUUUGGGCUUUUUUUCAGACAGGCCACGGAAGGAAAAAACUACAUGGUUAUUGGUGAAAUCGCCGCACAAUAUAUGCCACGGGAAAAGUAUCCAGUUCGAACUUUGAACGAACCAGGAUGGACUAUACAAGUGGUUUGGAUGUUUUUCGGUGGAGUACCAUUCAACCUGUCUGGUUACAAGGCGAUAGUGGAUACCGGGGCUACUGCUACCUACAUACCUCCAGAUAUUCUGGAGACUAUUAACGCCAUCCUGAAGGUUACCGAGAGCGUCAGAGGGUUCAACACCGUUGACUGCGACAGAGUUGGAAGAUUUCCUGCGCUUGAUUUCCAAGGUGUAAAUGUAAAGCUGACUGCCUAUUCAUCACAGUAUAUACUGGAA